Molecule: messenger RNA, 1005 nt
Organism: Cylindrotheca closterium
Lineage: Eukaryota; Bacillariophyta; Bacillariophyceae; Bacillariales; Bacillariaceae
Source: the annotation of a GenBank genome assembly
AUGGGAAAAUCUAUCAACACAAAGGCAUCCUUGGCGAUGACAAAAAAGUCGGGCGUGUCUAAGAUGAAAACGACCUCUGUGGCUAAAAAGGCGGUAAAAAAACGAGUUGAAAUUGACCUACAACAGUCUAAAGACAGGGAUCCCAUCGAUUCUAAGAUGGUGUCUGAAACCCAGACUGAAGAGAAGCAUGUUACUGAUGACAAUGAAGCGCAACACUUGGCUGAUGAGAUUGAGGCAAAACAAAUUGCCGAACAAGAAGCUCGCAGGAGUGGGCAUUAUGACAGCAUUGUUCCAAACUUGUCGGAGUGGUGGAUGCAGAAUUUAUAUUCAGGAGAUGCUGUCGACGAAGCAUUGGAACGCCAUGACCAUAUCCAUACGGGUAACGCGCUUUUUAUUGCGUUGGAAGAACGUUUUCCGGGCGCUUGGAACCAACCUUGCCUCUGGUAUGACGAUCCAUUUAACAAUAAUACAGGGACAGCAACUUGUGAAGAUCAUCUUGCCCGCAUUUUCACAUCGAUGAAUUUGGAUAACAGUCAAUUGACUAAGUACCUCAUUGCCGCAUUUGACACUGAAAUGAUGGAAGUGAAUCCAUCUGAAGAUAUUCGGUCUUUACGCAUCUUGGCAAUGCGGAUUUCUUUACAAAAUCCGUUUUUCUUUUUCCGUAUUGAUGAGUUUGAAGAUAAACUGGAUGACAACCAUUUCUUUUCAGGCAAAAUGAACAAUGCACGUCUACGCUUGGAGCAUCCCUUGGAGGGCUUUUGGUUAAUAUGCUCCAAAUUGUUUGACUAUCCUUGGAUUAAUGAGUUUCUGUUGGAGUAUUACAAUGACCCACCAUCGACAAUUGCCGAUGCAAUCAAACAAACUGUCAAAUGGACCUGCUCUACAGACCUGAAUGGGAGCCUCAACGCCCUGUCUGUUUCAAUGAGCAGUCCAAUAUGUUCAUGCAAUUGGGAUGGAUUCCAGCAAUUUGAUGGAACCCCGAAGUAUCAAAGCAAUUUACAUUGA